AUGGUCUCAAGCUCGACUUCCAAGGAGGGCUUGCGCCAGCGAAAUGUGGCCAGCUCCAAGAAGAAUGGGGCGGUCUCGCCGUCACCCGACGACGUUGAACUCGACAAACUCAUCAAGGCCAAUGCGCCGACCAACAACUCUGACCUACAAUACAAGAUCGCUCUCGCGGUCAUCACCGCCCUCGCCUUCGUGACAAGAUUCUGGGGUAUCAGCCACCCUAACGAGGUCGUCUUUGACGAAGUCCAUUUUGGCAAGUUUGCAUCUUACUAUCUAGAACGAACCUACUUCUUCGAUGUGCACCCGCCCUUCGGAAAGCUUCUCUUCGCAUUUAUGGGAUGGCUGGUCGGCUACGAUGGGCACUUCCACUUCGAGAACAUUGGGGACUCCUACGUUGCAAACAAAGUUCCCUUCGUGGCUUUCCGUUCCUUGCCAGCGAUUCUCGGCGCGCUGACCGUCUCGGUCACUUACAUGAUUAUGUGGGAGUCUGGCUACAGCUUGCCCGCUUGCGUUGUCGCUGCUGGUCUGGUGCUGCUCGACAAUGCCCACAUUGGCCAGACGCGCUUGAUUCUGCUGGACGCUACGCUUGUCCUGGCAAUGGCCUGCAGCUUGCUGGCCUACAUCAAGUUCUACAAGCUCCGACAUGAGGCUUUCUCAAGGAAGUGGUGGAAAUGGCUGAUUCUGACGGGCUUCGCCCUCUCCUGUGACAUCUCCACGAAAUACGUCGGUCUGUUCGCCUUUGUUACUAUUGGUUCCGCUGUGGCUAUCGACCUGUGGGACUUGUUGGACGUCAAGCGUCCUGGAGGGGCACUGAGUAUGCCUGAUUUUGGAAAGCACUUUGCGGCACGAGCAUUUGGGCUGAUCGUCAUGCCCUUCAUUUUCUACCUCUUUUGGUUCCAGGUGCACUUUGCAGUCCUGACCCGAUCCGGGCCGGGCGACGACUUCAUGACCCCAGAGUUCCAGGAGACCCUGAGCGACAAUGUUAUGCUGUCCAACGCGGUCACUGUCAAUUACUACGACUCGAUUACCUUGAAGCACAAGGAGACCAAGACAUACCUUCACAGUCAUGAGGACCGCUACCCUCUGCGGUACGAUGAUGGCAGAGUUUCCAGCCAGGGCCAGCAGGUCACCGGAUACCCCUACAAUGACACAAACAACUACUGGCAGAUUAUUCCGGUGGAGGACGACCAGAAGUUGGGCCGCGCAGUCAAGAACCACGAUCUUGUGCGCCUCCGCCACAUCGUCACCGACACGAUACUCUUGUCGCAUGACGUCGCAUCGCCAUAUUUCCCUACCAACCAGGAGUUUACAACUGUUCCGCUGACGGAUGCGUAUGGCGAUAGACUGCAAGACACCCUGUUUGAGAUUCGUAUCGAAGGUGGAAAGAAGAACCAGGAGUUCAAGAGCAUUUCCAGCCACUUCAAGUUCAUCCAUAACCCCAGCAAAGUCGCCAUGUGGACUCACACGACACCCCUCCCGGAGUGGGGUCACAAGCAACAGGAAAUCAACGGCAACAAGCAGAUCGCACCAAGCUCCAACGUGUGGCUGGUUGAGGACAUUCCCUCCUUGCCUGUGGACGACAAACGAAGGGAUAAACCCGAGCGCAAGGUGAAAACCUUACCCUUCCUGAGGAAGUGGUUCGAGCUUCAGCGAUCCAUGUUCUGGCACAACAACCAGUUGACCAGCAGCCACCCGUACGCCUCGCAGCCCUACCAGUGGCCGUUCCUGCUCCGCGGCGUCAGUUUCUGGACCCAGAACGACACUCGUCAGCAGAUCUACUUCCUAGGCAAUCCUGUCGGCUGGUGGAUUGCAAGCAGCUUGCUCGCCGUCUAUGCUGGUAUCGUUGCUGCCGAUCAAUUCUCUCUUAGGCGGGGCGUUGACGCUUUGGAUCACAGAACCCGAUCUCGUCUCUACAACUCCACUGGCUUCUUCUUCUUGGCGUGGGCGACUCACUACUUCCCCUUCUACGUUAUGGGCCGUCAAUUGUUCUUGCAUCAUUAUCUCCCUGCUCAUCUGGCUUCCACGCUUGUAACAGGUGCCUUGCUUGAGUUCGUGUUUAACGCGGAUACCUCCGAGGAAGUUCCUGAAUCUGUCAAGAACGGUAAGAAGUCUGGGCCAAGGAGACAUAUUUCGGCUCGCGAGCGAUUCGCCGGCCAGAGCAUGAUCAGCGCGUGGAUUGCAUGUGUCGUCAUUUUGGCUUUGGCAGCAUUUGGCUGGUACUUCUUCCUGCCUCUAACGUACGGAUAUCCUGGUCUCAGUGUCGACCAAGUAUUGAGACGGAAAUGGCUCGGUUACGAUCUUCACUUCGCAAAGUAG
This is a messenger RNA of Diaporthe amygdali, 2313 nucleotides long. Its product is annotated as glycosyltransferase family 39 protein. Gene Ontology annotation, biological process: protein O-linked glycosylation via mannose. Bases 1 to 2313 code for a protein of 770 amino acids. The transcript is spliced from 3 exons. The record is from RefSeq and is a predicted model, not a curated record. Gene Ontology annotation, cellular component: membrane; endoplasmic reticulum. NCBI's taxonomy places the organism in Eukaryota, Fungi, Ascomycota, Sordariomycetes, Diaporthales, Diaporthaceae. Gene Ontology annotation, molecular function: dolichyl-phosphate-mannose-protein mannosyltransferase activity.